This is a messenger RNA of Molossus molossus (Pallas's mastiff bat), 888 nucleotides long. RefSeq names its product spermatogenesis associated serine rich 1 (gene SPATS1). The record is from RefSeq and is a predicted model, not a curated record. The coding region runs from base 1 to 888 and encodes 295 amino acids. The transcript has 8 exons. Lineage: Eukaryota; Metazoa; Chordata; Mammalia; Chiroptera; Molossidae.
AUGGAGACCAGAAAGGGCCCAAGGGGCUGUCAUCUCCCCUCCAUCGCCAGAGAGACCUGCAGCGGAGAGCUGGGGAAGGUGCAAGAGAGAGGAGACUCCGGCAUGACCUCGGUGGAGAGGACACACAGUACUAAACACAAGGACAUUCUGGAAUCUGAGGGAUGUUGUGCCAACACCACAUCCUCUGGCCAAAGGGUCAGCCCCUCAUCUUCUGCUGUACUAGGUCCAAGUGUCAGUGAGCUUCCAGGCCCCUGCAGAGCGUCUGCUCACCUAGACCUCGCUCCGGAUUUGGAUCUGAAAGCCUCCUCCUCACAUUCUGGUCACUCCUCUGAAACUUCGUUGCCUGAAGUCCAAAAGAAUAACUAUCACGAGGAGUUUAGCCUCCUCAAGUUGCAGACAAAAGAUGGGCAGCGUCCUGAGUGGACAUUUUACCCGAGGUUUAGCAGCAGUAUCCACACCUACCAUGUUGGAAAGCAGUGCUUCUUUAAGGGUGUCUUCCUCGGCAACAAGAGGUCUCUGUCAGAGAGGACAGUGGACAAGUGCCUUGGGAGGAAGAAAUAUGAUAUUGAUCCCAGGAAUGGAAUCCCAAAGCUAACUCCAGGAGAUAAUUCAUAUAUGUACCCAGAACAGAGUAAGGGCUUCCACAAAGUAGGAUCAACUCUCCCACCAGUGAAUUUUUCAUUAGUGCCUUAUGAAAAGAAAUUUGAUACAUUUAUUCCACUCAAGCCUCUUCCACAAAUUCGCAACUUGCCUUUCUGGAUAAAGGAGAAGGCCAACAAACUGAAGAACGAGAUAAGAGAAGUUAAGGAGCUUGACGAUUGGCAGCCAGCGAUCCCUCUGUUAUACAGUUUAAUCUCGGCUGGGGGGCUAAGGACCUUCAGAGAAUAG